Molecule: messenger RNA, 2102 nt
Organism: Plasmodium vivax (malaria parasite P. vivax)
Lineage: Eukaryota; Apicomplexa; Aconoidasida; Haemosporida; Plasmodiidae
Exons: 1
Coding region: 1-1956 (651 amino acids)
Source: RefSeq, a predicted model, not a curated record
AUGAGUCCGAGGAGCCGAACGCACAGCGGGAAUAGGAGCAGGAACGCGAAUGAGGAGAGGGCCGGCCGGGGGGGGAGGAGGAGGUAUGGCGACGGGAGCAGCAGCGGGGGGAGUGCCCGUAGUGGGAGAAGUGGUCGUAGUGGGCGGAGUACCUCCCGAAGCGGCUACAGUCAUAGUGGAAGUGGAAGCCGAAGCCGAAGCCGCCCCCGAGGCAGCGGCGACGAGCGGCCCGGGAGGGACCAGGGCAACUGGGGAGGCAGCAAAACCUUUUCGCAGAGCCAAAAUAACCCAAUCGGGGGGAGUUACCCCCCAAAGGAUAGCAACCCCUAUGGGGGGUGGAAGAAGAAUACCUAUGAGGAGGGAAGGAGUAGCGGGCUGUACAGUUACACCCGUAAUUACGGUGGGGGUGCUACCACCGCACAGGACCAAACGGAUGGCACCUCUCCUGGUGAACCUCAGACGAUGAACGAAGAGGACGAAAGACACCUACAGGAUCUACUCAAGCAAUGUGAGGAAUUGAGGAAAGAUAGCAGGCAGGUUAUAAACGAGUGGGUGUUGAAAAAGUGUGCUACUUCCAAUCUGAGUCAGUCUAUAGCGGUCCAAUUUUACCAAAGGAUUUUGAAGUGUGUCUCCUUUAGGAACAAGCUAAAUUUGAUAUGCUCCUACAAUGAGCUCCUGAAAUGGCUCAUGCUGAAUGGGAGGAGGAAAGAGCUGGAAGACUUUAAAGUGUACGUCCAUUCGAUUAUCCAGGAUGGGUACACUUGCGCUUACUACAAGGACCACGGGGCUAUAAAUAUCCUUUUGCAGAUGGUGCACUCUUGGAGGGAGUUGCUCAUCACAAAUGUUAAUGAGACGAAGUUGCUGCUAAGUGUGUUUCACAAUGAGAGUGCCAAUGGGAAUGGUAGCGGCAAUGAGAAUGGCGCUGCUUGGGGAGGGGGUGGCACCCACAUUGAUUCAUACCACCAGGGAAUGCCAGACCAGUCCACCACCAACCCAAACGGGGGGAUGGGGGGCGCCCCCCAUAGUGAGCAGGGCUAUACGGAUAGCUACACGCAAAGAUACACCACCGAUUUUGAGAGGGGAAAGUAUGGACAUAGCGGCUACUUCAACGGAAGGAAUAUUCCCCCGCCCCCUCCCUCUCUUCUCCUUCCUCCCCCUCCUCCUCCACCUCUCCUCCCAUCAAAUGACUUCCCAAAGGUUAACAAGCCAUUUGACAGAUACAAAAAGAGAGAUUUCUUUCCGGAUGAGGGGAGGAAGAGCUACUUUAACCACCCAUGGGGGGGAGAAAACAGCAAAAGUAAAAACCCGGAAAGCAUUUCAGUAGGUUUUUUAGCAACUCUAUUGAAGUUUAUAUCGAAGAAGGGGAAGAAGCUGCAAAUUCCACUCGUCCCGUACACGCCCAUAGACAUCUCAUAUACGUAUCAAACGCCGCCGUCCACAAACACGUCCCAGCAACUGAGUGAAAAGAUAAACGAGUUUUACGAAGAGCUGGGGAACAUCAUGAAGGAUGAAGGAGGAGCAAGUGGCGAAAGUAGCGAUGCAUCCGAUUCGAGCGAAAGGAUGAAGGCCUACGAAAAUUAUAAGGCGCUGAAGAGCUUGGGCAGGAAAGAGAAAGUAGAAAGAAACUACUCCAGUGACACGAACACCACCUUCUCAUCUGUCGAGCUUUUUGACAACUCCAUGAUCGAGCUGCUAAACGAUAGUGAUGAUAAGCUUAGGAAAAAUAAAAAAAGCAAAAAUGUCAACUUUAGCCAAAUAGCCAUCGAAAAUGCGCAAAAUUGGAAUGAGGAGGGCAACCCGGGGACAUCCAGCUUUGAUUUUUACUCCGCCGGCAUGCCAGACCCGGGCGAGCAUGACGUGUUCGAGAAGUACCGGCGCAGCAAGGCCUACGUCUACCACGAGGCCAUUGCGCACAAGUUCCACGAGGUGAAGGGGAAGGAGCCCCGCCCCGUGUAGCAUGAAGCGUGAAGCGGCAGCGUUGGGCAGCAGCGUCUAUGUCGCGCUAGCGGCUCUAUCGCGUCAGCGGCUGUGUCCCGUCAGCUGCUAUGCCCCGUUAGCGGCUGUGUGUCCUCCCCCCUGUGCGUAGUUAAUCGCCUACCGCG